UAGACUAGCUAGCUUGAGUUAGUUUACUUCCUUGUACAUUUUUUGUUUGUUUCCAGCUCCAUUAGAAAACAUGAAUCAACAAUCUUGCGUCUUAUUUUCACUUCUAAUUGUUUUCCUUCAUUGCACUAUAAUAUUAUCUCAGUCUCCGGCUGCUGCACCAGCACAGGGACCGGUGGCUGCAUCCCCUCCUCCUCCAGUCAUAUCACAGACACCAGCUGCAUCCCCAGCACAGCCAGCUUCAGUACCUGCUCCCACCAACGUCACUAAAAUUCUUGAAAAAGAUGGUCACUUCACAGUCUUCAUCCGCCUUUUAAAAUCCACCCAAGAGGAAAACCACUUACUCACUGUCCUCAACAACUCAAACAAUGGUCUGACCAUCUUUGCACCAACCGACGGCGCUUUUUCGAACCUUAAAUCAGGCACUCUCAACUCCCUGACCGAUGAACAGAAGUCUGAGUUGGUGAAGUUUCAUGUAAUUCCUACAUUUCUAUCAACUUCCCAAUUCCAGACCGUGACUAACCCAGUAGGAACAGAGGCUGGAAGUGGCGGCCGGGUAGCUCUCAACUUCACCACUUAUCCCAAUUCAGUGAACAUCACUACAGGACUUACCAAUACAAGCAUUUCUGGCACCAUGUACACAGACAACCAGCUAGCCAUUUACAGGGUAGACAAGGUGCUGCUUCCUAUGGACAUUUUCACUUCUAAGCCUCCAUCUCCAGCACCAGGACCAGCACCGGAGAAACUAAAGCCCAAGAAGGAGGCUCCUGUAGCUGAGACUCCUGUUGUUUCUACUACAGUGAAUACGUCUGGAGCAGUAAGUCCUGUGCAUCAUCAUGUGUUGCUUCUCGGAGUUGGUAUAGUUGCUGCAAUAUUUUCUUUGUGAGAUGACCAUGCACACAGGGGGUUAUGGGGUUUCAACGUUUUGGUGAACUGGAUCGGAUGAUGGUGAUCAGCAUAUUCCUCAAGCGUCCUAUUUGUACCGUUUAUAUCCGAUUACUUAAUUAGGGUUGAGUUCGAAGUUUUACAACAUUCCUUUUUGUCUUUCUCUUUCCAUCUGCAUGGGAAGCAUUAAUAAAAAUUUGAGUUGCGUAUUAAUAUUAGUACUUGUCUUUUUUUUUUUUUUUUCCUUUCCAAUAUUAUUAUUUCUGUUAUAUAGUUUUUCUAUAAAGUAUUUUCACGUAGUUGGUGAUUCA
This is a messenger RNA of Manihot esculenta (cassava), 1193 nucleotides long. Its product is annotated as fasciclin-like arabinogalactan protein 12. The record is from RefSeq and is a predicted model, not a curated record. The transcript has a single exon. Bases 71 to 883 code for a protein of 270 amino acids. Lineage: Eukaryota; Viridiplantae; Streptophyta; Magnoliopsida; Malpighiales; Euphorbiaceae.